Messenger RNA from Bicyclus anynana (squinting bush brown), 3076 nucleotides. It is a transcript of the gene Apn4, whose product is annotated as membrane alanyl aminopeptidase-like. Gene Ontology annotation, cellular component: cytoplasm. Gene Ontology annotation, molecular function: peptide binding; zinc ion binding; metalloaminopeptidase activity. Lineage: Eukaryota; Metazoa; Arthropoda; Insecta; Lepidoptera; Nymphalidae. The coding region runs from base 1 to 2856 and encodes 951 amino acids. Gene Ontology annotation, biological process: proteolysis; peptide catabolic process. The record is from RefSeq and is a predicted model, not a curated record. The transcript is spliced from 16 exons.
AUGGCCACAAUGGGUCUUAAAAUGAUGGCUGGCACUUGUUUAUUAUUUCUCCUCGUUGGUGUUGCGUUUGCCGAACCCGGGGACUUCCCAGCAGAGUUUGAAUUCAUGGGAUACACGACAAAUAUUGAUACACCUAAAUACAGAUUGAAGGACACCGUCCAGCCUAGGAAUAUCAAAGUCGAUCUUGAUGUAUAUCUAUCUGAGUCCCGCUUCACAGGCACGGUGGAACUUGAGGUUGAAACAUCGGAAAACUUAACUCAAAUUGUUAUGCAUCAAAAUGUUGUAGCCAUAUCGGCCAUAACUGUAUUAGACGACGGCAACCAGCCGGUGAUAUUACAAAGUCCGGGAUCGUUUGACACUGAUAGCUACUAUGAAAUACUGAUAAUUAACUUCGCUUCCACAAUACCACCCGGCAAUUAUACUAUAACAAUCAGUUAUACUGGACGAAUCAACGAAAACCCUACCGAUCGUGGAUUUUAUAAAGGCUAUUACCAUGACGGCAAUACAGUUCGUGAAUAUGCCACAACACAGUUUCAACCUUACCACGCACGGAAAGCUUUCCCGUGCUUCGAUGAACCUCAAUUUAAAUGUCCCUUCACAAUUGCUAUAACUCGUGACGCAUCUCUUGGUCCCACAUAUUCCAACAUGGCUAUAGAGAGAACAGAUGAAAUAACACCAAACCGUAUCCGCGAGACCUUCUUACCCACUCCAGUUAUAUCUGCCUACCUCAUCGCCUUCCACGUUAGUGACUUUAUAGCGACAAACAGUUCAGCAGUAGAUGGCAAACCAUUGCAAAUCAUAUCUCGACCAGGAGUCACUAGUCAACAUCCCUACGCUGCUGACAUGGCAAUGAAGAUAACCAACGGAAUGGAUGAAUAUUUCGAUAUUGACUAUUAUAAUAUGGGCCAAGGACAACCCAUGAAAAACGAUCAUAUCGCACUACCAGACUUCCCAUCCGGUGCCAUGGAAAACUGGGGAAUGGUGAAUUAUAGGGAAGCUUAUCUACUUUAUGAUGAAGAGCAUACGAAUGUCAUAGAUAAAAUCUUCAUAGCCACGAUACUGGCCCAUGAGCUCGCGCACAAGUGGUUCGGAAACCUUGUCACAUGUUUCUGGUGGAGUAAUCUGUGGCUAAAUGAAUCUUUUGCCAGUUACUUCGAGCACUUUGGAGCACAUAUGGCGGAUAAAGAUCUGGAGCUGGAUAACCGUUUUAUUACCAGCCACGUACAAAGAGCCCUUGGUGCUGAUGCAAGCCCAUCCAUUAACGCAAUGAACUGGUCAGCGGUGGCAGAUAACCCAUCGAUCAGUGCCCACUUCGGUACCUCCAGCUAUGUCAAAGGAGCUUCAGUGUUGAGGACUAUGGAGCAUUUACUUGGUUACACGACUUUCAGAAAUGGACUCAGACAUUACUUGAAGGAUAAUGAAUACGGCAUCGGCUACCCGGUAGAUAUGUACAAUGCACUGAGGAAAGCGGCAUCAGAAGACGCCUCAUUCCAAGCAACUUACCCCGGCGCAGACAUUGGAGAAGUUCUGGACAGCUGGGUCCAAACACCAGGGUCACCAGUUGUCAAUGUUUAUGUCAAUAUGACUAGCGGUCUUAUCAGUUUGACUCAGGAACGUUUCCAACUAACUGGAACUCCACCGGAUGAUCUGUGGCAUAUCCCCAUCACGUGGACGCAUGGAGGAAACGUCAAUUUUGAUAAUCUGAAGCCGACCAUGAUAAUGUCGGGUAAAACUGGAACAUUACAAAACAUUCCUGGCCAUCAUUGGGUUAUUCUAAAUCUUCAGCAUUCAGGCUUAUACCGAGUCAACUAUGACGACCACAAUUGGGAAAUGCUCGCCAACCAACUGCGCAAAGACAAAAACGUUAUCCACAGACUGAACAGAGCUCAGAUUACAAAUGACGUUCUAUUUUUCCUCCGUGCUGGAAAAAUCAAAGCCGAGCGCGCGUUCGAUGUGCUAUCCUUCUUGAAAGAUGAGAGCGAUUACUAUGUGUGGUUCGGACCUUUGGCUCAGCUGGACUGGAUUAGAAGCAGACUUGAGCAUUUGCCGAAAGCUCACGAAGAAUUUAGCGCUUAUAUUCUUGAUAUGUUUACUGGUGCUAUCAAAGAAUUGACCUAUGAUGAAAAGGAGAAUGAGAAUAUCGCCGUUACCCAAAGUAGGAUGCAGAUCUUAAACUAUGCAUGCAAUUUAGGCCACCAGGGUUGUAUCAGUGACAGUCUUAAUAAAUGGAAUGCCUUCAGAUCUGAUCCUGAAAAGCUAGUCCCUAAGAACGCUCGUCGAUACGUCUACUGCACUGGUCUCCGUCAAGGCGAUGCGUCUGACUACAACUUCCUCUUCGAAAGAUACAACACUUCCCAGAACACCGCUGACAUGGUCGUGAUGUUACGGACUCUGGCGUGCACCAAGGACGAAGCUUCGUUGAGACACUAUCUGUUCCAGUCGAUGCAUAGCGAUAAAAUAAGAAUUCACGACCGUACCAACGCCUUCAGCUUCGCUCUUCAGGGCAACAGAGAGAACCUCGAGAUUGUACUUGACUUCUUGUACAAAAACUUUGAAGAAAUUAGAGAGACAUAUGGCGGUGAAGCUAGACUGUCGACCGCUAUAAGUGCUCUGUCAUCUUACUUGACUGACUACAGAGACAUUGUUCAGUUCCAAUCUUGGCUGUACACCAACCAAGUAGCAUUGGGCGAUUCCUUCAGCACUGGCAAAGGAGUUAUAUCGACAGCAAUGAACAACUUGGGCUGGGGCAACGAAGCUGCAAAGGAUGUCAUUUUAGCUACAAGAGGAUCUUCUGCAGCCAUCACAGCCUCCAUUUCUUUACUCUUGCUAGCUCUAAGUGCACAUAUUUUGAAAUAAUUAAAUUAAGAAAAUAAAACUGUAAAGUUAUAGUAAUCAAUAAGUAUUAUUUAUUAAAUUGUUUGUUUGUAAGGAAAAGGCAAUACUUUUGAAAUAAUAUCUAGCUAUCUGUAGAUAAGCCAUGAAAGCUUUUACACAUAUAUAGCACAUAUUAACUUCGGCUCGAAGAUGAUACACAAUGAUGAAGAUAAAUAUUUUUGAUGUAAACGGUAUACGUUUA